Messenger RNA from Lachancea sp. 'fantastica', 2307 nucleotides. Lineage: Eukaryota; Fungi; Ascomycota; Saccharomycetes; Saccharomycetales; Saccharomycetaceae. The record is from the annotation of a GenBank genome assembly.
AUGGCCAAAAGACACGGCCACUAUCGUGCCAGAGGCACUGGAAGAAGCAAAGCUGGAAGUAGUAACUUCAAAAAAGCGAAAAACAACCGUAAACAGAGUCGCGGUGGCUCUAACAGAGGUGAACAUAAUGCUAAUUUCGUCCCUGUCGGAGGCGGAGACUUAGGCAAUAUGGACAUGAUGGACGACUACUAUUUUGGACACAACCAUGCCGUUAAUUCCAUGCAUAUGGGUGGUUUCAGGCCUGGGAAAGAGAAAUUUGCAGAAGAGGAAAAAGAAGCUCGGAAUUUGCCAUUGAGGAAAAGACCUGUGGAAUUCACCAAAGCUGAACAAGUUUAUGACCUAGCUCAUGAUUUUAUUUUGAAUCUGAAAAAGAAGGAAAAGGAAAGACAGGAACAAGUUGUAAAAGACACCGAUGGAGACUCCGCAAGCAAAAGAAUAGAUCUAGAAUUAGAAGAAACUGAUGAAGACCCUGAUAGAGGCUCGAAUACUCGAAGAAUCGAUCUGGACUCAACGUCUGAAGCACAUACCGAGGAAACCAUAGAAGUAGAGGUUGACGUGGUAUCUGAGGAUACCGUAGAAUCUGGAAACGAGUCUGAAGAAUCACCGAUGGAGUCUAACCCGGGGUCGCCGAAAGAGCUUUCUGAUGAGAAGCUGUUUUUCGUUGAUGAAACGCCACUACCGCGGACUAAUGUUAAAACCGUUCAUGUCGAUCCUCCGAUGGAAAAAUUGACCCAAACCGGUAUCACAGCAACGGAGUUUGAGCCUGUUCUCGUGGUUGGCAAAACCGAACUGAAUCUAAUCGAGGAAAGGGAUGGAACGGCCUCUGUAAGCAUACCACAUACAUGGAAAUCCCAUCCCUUCAAGCCAACUUCUCAAGAUCAACUGGAAAGAAAUAGUUCCUGGGAUGAAAUUGGUGAUUAUGACGAUUAUGAUGAAGUUGAUGAUAAUGACUAUGAUGAUGAAGACAAUGAAUCCGAUAAAAGUAACUAUAGAGGAGACUACUCCUCCGAAGAAGAAGUAGAAAUUACAGAUUCAACACCCCGCAGCUCUUCGAUACUUUCCUCCACGAUCAAAAAUUUGUCACUGGACGAAAAUGAAGAGUCAAAAGAACAAUCGAAGGAAAACGACGAGCCGGAAUUUGGUUUUCUUGACGAGGAUUUUGCUUUGAACGUUUCUGAACUCGACAUUAGUAACAUCCGUAUUGGAUCGCGAGACAACUCUUACUAUAUGUCAAGCUAUCGAUAUUUUGGCGAUUACGAUAAGCGUUGGGUUGAUCAAGACGAUUUGGAAGAGUUUGUCGCGGAGCUGGGAUUACCUGAUCAUCGAAUUGGAGCGUAUUUGCGGUAUGUCAUGGACGCUCUUGUGCCUAAAAAAAAUGAUGACGACGCUCUUGAGCAAAGAAUUGCCAAAGAGGCAGCGCUUCUGGGAGACAGUGAAUCCGAGGGCACUGAAGAAGAAUCAGACGUGGCUUAUCCGAUAAGCGAAGAUGAUGAUGAAGACCUAGGUGAGGGUCUUGAGGACUUGGUCGCUUACAGCUUGAAAUACGAGGCAGUACGGAAUAAAGUGUACGAUACAAAAAGUUUGCAGACUAGCGGGAAAGGGUCUAAGAAGAAAUUGCUACUUAGUGAGCAGCUUGAUCUGGAUUCGGAUCUGAAGGAUCAACUCGAGGACAAAUUUGCUACCCGUUUGAAUGACAAACGAACUAAAAGGCAAGCCAAAGAGGACUACGUUUCUGCCUCUAAUAGUGGGUCUGACGACCUAUUCUUGAAGUACCCAUAUGGAUUUCAUGUGGAAAACAUCAAGGACGAGUUCGACCUUUUCUUAGGAAGCAGCAAGCCCACGAUGUCUUUCCCACCGUUCGAUCCUCAUGGAAACAAAACUAUAAUGAGUUUUGCCAGUGCUUAUUCCAUGAAAACUAGAAAAAUGGGCAAGAGUGGGAAAAGCAAUGUUUUGGUCGAGAAAGUGAAGAAGACGAGAUGGUCUCUACCGAACUACAACUAUGUGAACCAACUACUCAGAAGAAGACGCGUGUUUAUGCGGAUUGAUGUACGGAGACCACGCGAGGAGGGGCAUCAUCAUCAUCACACCGAAAAAAUCAACGUGGGAAAAGUCAAGUUCCAGACGAAAGAGGGCGAGAUUGUCGGUGAAGACGCUCCCGAGAUUGGCGUCGAUAACAUUGGGCGGCAAAUGCUGGAGAAGCUAGGCUGGUCCCGUGGUCAAGGUCUAGGUGCUCAUGGUAACGAAGGUAUUAGCGAGCCAAUUUUCGCGAAAGUUAAGAAGUCAAAGUCAGGUUUGCGUCAUGGUUAG